Molecule: messenger RNA, 1438 nt
Organism: Oppia nitens
Lineage: Eukaryota; Metazoa; Arthropoda; Arachnida; Sarcoptiformes; Oppiidae
Product: slit homolog 3 protein-like
Exons: 2
Coding region: 1-1437 (478 amino acids)
Cellular component (GO): extracellular matrix
Molecular function (GO): protein binding
Source: RefSeq, a predicted model, not a curated record
AUGAGUUGUAGCCAUCAGAUGGUGGUAUCAAACGAUAUAACAGAUAACUCAGUGAAAGAGUUGAGCCAACGAUGUAUUCAUUUGGUGCCAAACAAUGACAACUGUUUCAUCAAUUUUCUUCAUUUAGAUCAACAUAUCAUUGAAUUUUCACUUAAAUGUAAGGAUAUUGAAGAUCACAUGAAAUUAGUUAAAGCAAUUGAUUGGAUUUAUAGCUCUAAUGAUAGUAUUUGUGGCAAAAUUGGUGCCAAAUUGAAACUUAAAGAGAUUGAGAUUUACGGAAGUGAUUCUUCAGCAGUCAAUCAAUGGCUUAAAACGUUUAACAAAUCCAUUGAAAGCUUAACAAUCAUUGAAACAUUUGGGACACAAAUUGACGAUAAUUUUUUAACAAAAUUUCAAUCAAAACCAAAGUUAUUUCAUUUGAUUUCUUUGGAUUUAAGUCAUAAUAAGUUGGAAUCAAUUGAUUUGAAUGGUAUGACAUCAUUGAGAUCCUUAUAUUUAGAGAACAAUUACUUGAAAACAAUCAAAGAGUUUGAUAACAAAAUCACAACCAUAUCAUUGACCAGAAAUGAAUGGAUUUGUGAUAAAAACUUGAUUUGGCUCUUGAAAUACACUAAAGAUAGGUCUCAUAAAGUCAUUAACAGAGAGAACAUUCUUUGUAAAUCUCCAGAAGUGGCUAAAGACAUGAAGUUUUCUCAACGUAUGACUGUAUUGGAGACACCGAUUUGUGGACAAUGCGAGUGCUCUGUUGUCAGAAAUAAAGAUGUUAUGUCUGUUAACUGUUCCAACAAUCAGUUAGAAUCACUGCCAACAAGUCUGCCAUCCAUAACAAAGAUAGUAAAACUUGACAACAAUAAUAUUAAACACAUAUCACUGAAUGCAUUGGCACUGAAUAACUGGAGGAAUGUUUCAUAUCUACACCUAAAUAAUAACACAAUUGAAUCGUUGGCUGGCUUUGAGAGAACUAAUUUGUUGAAGAAUUUGGUUGCAUUACACUUAAAUAAUAAUCGUCUUAAAGAAAUACCAGUUUAUAUAUUGGAUCAAUUGUCACACUUGGAUGAACUCUAUCUGUCCAAUAAUCCGUGGCUUUGCAACUGUAAAACAGUUGUUUUCCAAACAUGGCUUCAGAAUCAUUUCAAAAACGUUAAAGACGUUUAUAACAUCCGAUGUGCCGCAGCUCUCGAUCCAGACAUUGAAACAAAGCCUAAAAAUGGUUUGUAUACCGAAAAUGCAGACCAAAAGUUUGCCACUCGAGUCCUCUUAAGGAUUCCUAAAUCAGAAUUAUGUCCACAAUCUCGGGAACCAAUAGAAGUGUUUGAAAUAAUCAAUUGGUUGGUCUCAACACUUAUUAUACUAAUAAUUAUAAAAUUGAUUUACGACUACUUUUGGCAAAAAAGAACCGGAAAAUUGCCAGAGUUUUUCAAAUUGAAUAUCAAUUGAU